GGGGUCUCCAGACUUGGCUCGCAGAUCUUCCUCGUAGGCAUUGUGCCGACAAUUUUCCUGAAAACAAACCGCAUGGAGGAAUUCGAGGCCGCGGACGCUAUACAGGUGAGGAGCGCGCAUGGGAUAUCAAAGGAUGUAUAAGUGUCGUAGGUAGAAUUUCCUAGGGAUUUUCUUCUCUCCCAUUCCUAGAUCAAUCAAUCUUCUUACCCUCGCGAUGUUACUCCCCCUCAGGCAAACUUUUCUCUCUCUCCUCUCUCUCUACCUUUUCGCCGGUGGUACUGCGAAAGGUCUGGAACGACGCUUGAACAAUGGCCUCGCGAUUACACCACCCAUGGGAUGGAACUCAUACAAUCACUACUCCUGCUCUCCGAAUGAGUCUAUCAUACACUCGAACGCACAAGCUGUAGUUGACCUUGGACUGCAACAGAGUGGCUAUCAUUUUGUGACUGUCGAUUGCGGAUGGACGCUGCCGAAUCGGACAGCUGAGGGGACUCUGACAUGGAAUCCCGCUCGAUUCCCAAGCGGAUAUCCAGCCCUGGGCGACUUCCUCCACGAAAGGGGUCUUGGAUUUGGUGUAUACUCGGAUGGUGGGGUUCAAAUGUGCAUGACAGGAGAGCCAGCACAAGCUGGAAGUCUAUUCCACGAACAGAUAGAUGCGGAUACAUUCGCAUCAUGGGGUGCUGAUCUACUCAAAUACGACAAUUGCUACUCCGACGCCGCCCAAGGUUAUCCCGAUGCAGCCUACGACCCUGAUAUCUCCCCCCUCGGCCGGUAUGCUAAUAUGAGCAAUGCUGUCCUUGCUACCCACCGUCCUAUACUCUUCCAGGUCUGUGAUUGGGGUGUCGACUUUCCCUCUGCUUGGGCGCCUGGCGUCGGAAAUAGCUGGCGCAUAACAAACGACAUUAUUCCAUCUUACCGCACUAUUUCUCGGAUUUUGAAUCAAGCAGUGCCACAAACAUCGUUUGCAGGUCCUGGACGGUGGCUGGACCUAGAUAUGUUAGAGGUGGGGAACAAUGUUUUCACGAUACCGGAGGAGCAGACGCAUUUCUCGCUGUGGGCAAUAAUAAAGAGCCCUUUGGUUAUUGGGGCUGCGCUUAAGGACAACUACACAAGUAUCAGUCAAGCGUCACUCGACAUUUUGAAGAACGCGGAUGUCAUCAGCUAUAAUCAGGAUAGCUUGGGCGUUGCUGCGAGCUUUAGAAGGAGGUGGACUGAGGAGGGAUAUGAAGUUUGGGCAGGACCUCUGAGUGGCGGGAGAACUGUUGCUGCGGUAAUCAACUUGAAGGAUGAGGCAAGGACUUUGACGCUGGACUUGCCAGAUGUUGGGCUCCAGAAGGCGGGACUCGUAAGAGAUAUCUGGAACGAGGUGACUGUUAAGAACGUUCUCACUUCAUACACGGCCCCGGUGGAAUCGCACGGUACGAUAUUGUUGGAGCUGUGGGAUACCACCGUGGCAGAUUCAUAUGAUGGCCGAGACUCAACUACGAUGAGGCAAACUACAACUUUCUCCCAAGUAUAUGGGAUCACAUCUAGCUCCAACUAUACUGCUACACUUUCCUUUGAGCCCCAGCCGAAAGCCGCCACUGUCGCUAUUGGCAACAUACCGUACACGCUUCCCGCCUCCGGCAAGACGCUCUCAAUUCCGCAUAUCACACUCCGAGCAGGAGAUAACAAUACCAUCUCCAUAGACUCACCAGUUCCACCAACAUCCCUACGCAUCACGCCGCCCCCGCCAUCAUUCUAUCCUUCCACGUCAUUUGCUCUGGUUGGAAAUGCAAGCCAUGUCGAAUGCUACACGGGUCUCUGCCAACCCGUCGGAUCCAAGAUCUCCAACCUCUCGCCAGCGGGGUCGGCAUCUCUCUCGAUCACGGCUCCGUCUUCGACGUCCGGGCGGAAACUGGUCGAGGUGUAUUUCUGCAACAACGACAUUGCAUUCUCCACCUCAUGGACCACGGGCACUAACACGCGGAACAUGACCAUCAGGGUGAAUGAUGUGACGACACGGAUCGAGGUGCCUCUCAGUGGGCGGAGCAGCGAGCUCUUCAGCCCGGGCCUGGGAUGGCAGGAUACGGGGACAUUUGAGGUCCUCGUUGACGGAUGGGUGGAGGGUGAGAAUGUUGUGGUUGUGGGGAAUGCGUAUGGUGGGGAGGGGCUGGUCAACUGGGGAGCGGACUUUGUAGGAUUGGGCGUACGGUGGUAGGGCAGUGGGGUCCGCAGCCACGAUGCACAUGGCUCGGGACAAGGACCAGCGGCACCGGUAGAAUCUAGAUAGACAUGGCGUGCUGCAUGGCGGUACUGCGGAAUCAAAGUAUAGCUUCGGAUGAUUGCUUGAAGUACUUGCAACGGGUUUGGUGUCUACCCCGUGCGGUUGGAUAAAUAGGUAAGCUUCGGCAUAGCGGGGACCAGAAUGAAAGGGGCAGGACGGGUGGUAAUACAUAGAUUAAUGAGUGGAGAGGAAGGAGGAUGGUUGGUAUUAUUUACAGAGCAUGUCCAUGUGGC
Amorphotheca resinae ATCC 22711 is the source of this 2499-nucleotide messenger RNA. RefSeq names its product carbohydrate-binding module family 35 protein. Gene Ontology annotation, molecular function: hydrolase activity, hydrolyzing O-glycosyl compounds. The record is from RefSeq and is a predicted model, not a curated record. The transcript has 5 exons. NCBI's taxonomy places the organism in Eukaryota, Fungi, Ascomycota, Leotiomycetes, Helotiales, Amorphothecaceae. The coding region runs from base 215 to 2200 and encodes 661 amino acids. Gene Ontology annotation, biological process: carbohydrate metabolic process.